GUACGUGUACACGUGUACUUUACACGAGAAAGAAUGUGCAAGAUCUUUGAUCAUCCAUCGUCCAUCAAUCCAUCAACCUUCAUCCAUCAUCCUCAACGAGCCAAAGCAAACCUUGAGGAGGCUAGCAUUUUUGAUUAGGUGAACGAUACCUUCGUUGUAACUAUCCAGCAAAGUCUGAAACAAACUACACGAUGACUGACAACAGAGAAGCCAAAAACAAUCGCUUGAAGGAGAUUCGCAAAUGGUACGAGGAAUCCAAGCGCACACCAGAGCAGAAACGUCAGGCAACGCUACGGGCGGGAGGCGAAUUGUUAGCUACUAUGAGGAGAAAUGGAGCCUCACCCGAGGCAGUGGAAAUGUGUGAAUCGAGGUUGCAAGGGAUAUAUUCACUUACGGCUGAUGUUCCCGAACCGAGAGACGAAAUUGUAUCUUGGACAUUCUACUACCAACCACCAGGUGGUACUGGUCGGGAGGUAACCAUCACAUCGGAGACUCGUCGUCACUGGAGGACUGCUACUACGGAAGAUAUCGGAUCGAUUGUAUUUCUGCUUCACAAUACUCCACAAGAAUUUGGAAAACUAGAUGGCCAAAACGAGGAAGAAGACGAAAUGUUUGAAGGCGAGUUUCACACUGUCGGGAUAAUCCACACUCAAUCAGGCCAACAAGAAGCUCCUGGGGCAGAUGACAUGGGGAACUUGGAGGGUGUCCUUGUUGUCCCAGAAGAAGUUCUUAACAACGUCAACAACGAGGCGCCUCCCGGAAAAAUCUUCUCUGGUCGCACCCAAACCGGCGAAGUCUGGUCUCCGGCUCCAGAUGGACAGGUUUGGAUGGAGCAUCCGCGCCUAAAAACUCCACGGGGAAUGCUCAUGUCUGAUGAACUACAAUGCCAUACCGACUUUUUUAUUCGGCGUGGUUCGGUUGGUGUGGAUCCAGAGCGAUUCUGGAUGGAGCGCGGAUCUGUAGCCCAUUGGUGCCCCAUUCUGCAACGGUUCAUCUCCGAAGGCGAACGACUGCGCCAGCAACAUUGGUUUCACAAUGGAGACGGGUCGGCACAGCAGCGUUACUUUUACAAUCAAAUUGAAAUGCUGGAUCGCCAUGGUGGCCUGGCCAACCUUCCGAUGACGAUCGAUGACGCGCUUGAUCCGGAUUUGGUCGUAACCGAAGUGCGAAGUCCGGACCAAGCCGUAGGUCUCAAGUUCGAUGUGGCGGAGAAGAACGGCAAAGUAAUCAAUGUCGACGAGUAGUCUAAUUGGUCCAAUCUAAUACUCUAUAAAGACUGUUAGGGGAUCUAACUCACUCUACUAGCUAGGUCGCGCUGCAAGCUGGAUGUUAAUAUGCUAAAUAUCUUUCACCCCUCUCUGGAAUG
Molecule: messenger RNA, 1366 nt
Organism: Seminavis robusta
Lineage: Eukaryota; Bacillariophyta; Bacillariophyceae; Naviculales; Naviculaceae
Source: the annotation of a GenBank genome assembly